Molecule: messenger RNA, 4221 nt
Organism: Mycotypha africana
Lineage: Eukaryota; Fungi; Mucoromycota; Mucoromycetes; Mucorales; Mycotyphaceae
Exons: 11
Coding region: 1-4221 (1406 amino acids)
Biological process (GO): actin cytoskeleton organization
Molecular function (GO): small GTPase binding; actin binding
Source: RefSeq, a predicted model, not a curated record
AUGGACCUGUUGAAUAAACCAAAUCCAGGGUCUUGUAUAACGAAUGAGAAUAGCACAAUGAUUGACUGCCAAUUCAAACCACGACUAUCACUUGAAGAGAAAAACAAGACAACAUUAUUACGAGACCAGAAUAUUGAUACCAGUCCGAAGACUUCGAGGCCGUAUUUUACAAUAGACAUACACGACUAUGAGAAUUACAGAUUUUUGUCUAUACAUAACAAAAGCAAAGAACCUGAUUUCUUUAUAAGAAAGCUUUCUGAAGAUUUUGCUUAUAAGAAAGUUUCUAUAAAAACUUUAAUUGCACUUGAACUACAUAUGAAAACAUCACCAUCAAGAUGGGUAUUCAAAUUUAUCAACAUGAGAGGUGUUUUGUUCUUGAUGAAUUCACUUAUUCGUCACAGACAAGAAUUCGCAAAGUCACCAGAGUUAGAGUACAAUCUUCUUAAUUGUCUAAAAGCUCUCAUCAGCAAUUCUGUUGGUGUGCAUGAAUUUUUGAAUCAUUCUGACUACAUAAAAGAGAUUAUUCGUAGCAUUGAUUCAGAGCAUCUACACUGUAGAAAAUUAGUUUGUGAGAUUCUCGUGUUUUUAUGCUGCUACAAGCAACCUCAAGGACAAUUAGCCGUUUUGAAUGCCAUGAAAAACCUCUCAUCCAAAAGCUCUCCGAAGAAUAAUUCGUUUUCAAUAUGGAUAAGUUCAUGGAGGCAGGUUGUGGUUUCCAAAGCACUUCCGGAGAGCGAGGAAUGUGAAUACUCACUAUACAAUAUGAUGCUAGUGAACGCGAUUUUGAAUGCUGUAACUCAGUCAGCUAUACGUAGCGAAUUCAGGAGGCAGAUGGAUACUGCAGGGUUGAGCAUCAUUUUGAAUAAGGCAUAUCGGAAUCAGGAAAUAUACAAACAAAUUGAGGAGUACUAUACGUUAGCUCAGAAAGAUCAACAACAGCAGCGACAGCAUGAAGAUGAAAAUGUGAUAUCCGAAUCUCAAUCAAAUGAACAGCAAUUGAUGGAUAGACAGUCGUAUAAGCAGAGCAAAGCAGUGAUAACGCGGUCAUUACCAGCAAAAAAGAUCAGAGGCAACAAUAAACGGGUGUUUAAAAGUUUAAUAGAUCCUCACUAUAUAUUCGAGACAUUGUUGGAAAUAGUCGAAGGAACGCAAUGCUAUGACCAUUUACUAAACCUUUUACAAAGUAUCUUGCUUUACACCAGUAUGAGCGAUAAUAAUGAUAAGAUAAAUUACUUUAGAAAUAUUGACCUAUUCGUCAAUUGGCAAAACCAAUCGCCCGCGCUCAACUCGAAUUAUGACGAUUUUACGAUAAUGAAAGUGGAUGGUGAGAUGAUUGAAGAGAAGAAUAAGAAAAUUGAAGCGUUGAAAGCAGACCUUGACAGUUACAAAAAGCUUUAUCAGCAGAUGGUAGAUGCAUCCUAUCCAGAAAAAAACGGAGUAGAGAAAGAAAAAGAAACUGUUGAUAUUAUUGAGGAGAAGAAUGAGAAAAUCCAGUCUUUAGAAGACUUAUUAGCAAUGUCUAAAAAUACUGUGUCAACACUCCAACAAAAGCUUCAAGAGAUUCAGCGAGAGUACGAGAAUAACAUUUCACGGUUGGAAGGAGAACUGGACAAGUUCUAUAACAUUGUUGAGUCAGACUAUAAUAGCCCUGUGUAUGCAAAUCAAGAAGAUACAGAACUUGUAAUCAAGAAAGAAGAUUUUGCCAAGUCCUAUGCUAGAAUGCUCGCGCGUAAUAAUUUAGAAAAGAAUUCAGCAAAAGGACUUGCUGAAAGCUCGAAGGUAGAGUCAAACGCAAUACAAGGUGUCGAAAAGCAGUCUCUAUCGAUGGCAUUACCUGAUAAUAGACGAUCAACCGCUAUGGGUAUCACAGAAGAGUUCAAAUCUCAACUUGCCCAGCAGUUUUCAGCGAGCAGUAUAUCCAAUCUUAUUUCAGAUUCGGCCAAACGUAGACGACAGCGCUCAAACACAUUUUCUAGUAGAUAUGCUCAUCAGUAUUUAAUACCUGAUGAGGAUAGCCUCGUAUUGCAACAACAAGAAGCAAAAGCUUUCAAGAUUUCCCCUGUGAAGGUUUAUCCUUCUUCUAAAUACGCUGAAUCCUUCAUCACUGAACCCUUCCAGGGUUUUGAGGAUAUCAGUCCUCAAACUACAAUGGGGAAAACUCCUGAGCGACUGUUUAACCGAUUAGAAGCUCAUAGAAAUAUAAUUCAAAAAGACAGGCGUACUCCAAGAGAGAUGAUGAUAGGAGGAAUAACGACCGCAUCUUCGUUACUCCAUAACGAACUGUCUCCGGCAUCAACGUCUACAGACAGUAUCUUUUCUGAUGAUUCAUUGGAAGACCAUAUUAUACCAACCUCUUCAUCAUGCACUAGUUCAGUUACUAGUGACACUACUUAUUGGUCGCGCCCUUCGUCACCCAUCAAUGGUUGUCAUGAAAAUUCUAUAAAUACGGCAGAGGAAUUAACAAUUAGUACUAAACCAACAGCCGUGUCAACAGCAAAAGCGCAAUCGGAUAAUGAUGUUCUGAUCAACGAUGACAACUGUAAGGACAAAGUCGCACCAUUUUUUUCACCGCCCUCAAAACCUUCCCAUACAGCAGUUGAUACCAGUGAUAUACCGCGAUCAACCAGCGAGGUACACGCUAAUCUAAUACUAUCAACAUUUGCAGCACCGCCUCCGCCUCCGCCUCCACCUCCACCUCCACCAAUGCUGGGUACUCAUUCUUUCAAUAAAGCGUCUACAGCGACUUUACUCAAUCUUAAUAGAAAGCCAAUAAGUCGGUAUCCGAAUGUGAAAACUCGUAUAGUUCAAUGGCAAAAACUGAAUAAAGACAGUAUAAAGUCAACUAUAUGGAACGAGUCACUAGAAAAUUUGCAUCAAAUAUCAAAAUACAACGGAGAUACCAACAAUAACAAUAAUGAAAUAAAUCUCGAGAAUACAUUGGAUCGAGCAGGGGUAUUUCAAAAGGUGGAAGAAACUUUUGGUCAAGUUAUGAAUACAAACAGCUCAUCAACAGAUAGCCAACCACCCCUUGAAACUGUUACGAUGAUGACAAAUUAUAAAGAUGCUUUGCAUACUUUACUGCCGGCAACGUCAGAAGCAGUUACAGCGGCUGUCAUUGAUGGAGAAGAAAGGCAAAAAUGGCGCAAGAAGGAUGAAGAAAAAAUCAUGCGUAUUUUGGAUUCUCAAAAAGCAGCCAAUAUUACCAUAUCUGUGCUUACGAAACUCAAACAAUUUGAAGUGGAGCAAAUUGUGGAUAUGAUUAUGAAUUUGGAGACAACACACUUUGAUGAGGUAAUGUUGGUAAACUUGUUGUCGAAUUUGCCAACAUAUAAUGAAAUUGAAAAGAUGCGCGCAGCGACAAACUAUGAUGGAAAAACAAGCUGUACAAGCGCCUAUUUGAAGAAGAAGAUAAGCAAGCCAGACCUAUUCUGCCUGGAGGUAUUGAAAAUACCAAGGUAUACUGAGCGUAUCAAAUCAAUGCUAUUGAAGAUCAAUUUUAAUGAAAGAUAUACACAUAUUACCAAAAGUAUGUCAAGUAUAAUGGAGGCUUCGACUGCACUCCGUCAUUCCCAUGCUUUCAAGGAAUUUCUUAACCUUGUUUUACUCAUCGGAAAUUUCCUCAACGGCAAUAAUCUUCAAGGCGGCGCAUUUGGUAUUCGUGUUGCCAGUAUCAAUAAGCUGAUUGAUACAAAAUCCUUUUCAAACGAUACAACCUUACUUCAUUUUAUUAUUGAAAUGAUUGAAACACAAUUCCCUGAGGUUUCCAGACCCCUUAUACCCGACCUCAGCUUUUGCUCAGAUGCUUGUAGAGUUACUAUGAACGAUCUCAUUUAUGACUAUAACGAACUCAAGGCUGAUUUGGAAUCUUUAGAUAAUACUUUAAAGUAUCUGAAUCUCACAAUUACAGCGGAUAAGGUCUUUUAUGAUAGCAUGGAAAAAUUUUAUGAUAAGGCAAUGACAAAAUUCGAUCAACUUGAAGUGCGAUAUACAUCUAUGGACGUGGCAUAUAAAGAUGUCUUGACGUAUUUUGGUGAAAAUCCAACCACGACGAAACCGGAUAAGUUCUUUAGCAUUUUUGCAAAGUUUACGUCAGAUUGGGAGUAUGCCAAAAAGGAUAUAAUGAUCAAAAAAGAAGAGCAGGAGCGUAUCAAUAGAGUCCACCGAUUCGAAGAAGAGCGAAAGAAAAUCAGAGCAGCAAAAGCGCAAGUCAUUGAAAAUUGA